Molecule: messenger RNA, 690 nt
Organism: Argentina anserina (silverweed cinquefoil)
Lineage: Eukaryota; Viridiplantae; Streptophyta; Magnoliopsida; Rosales; Rosaceae
Product: leucine-rich repeat receptor-like protein kinase TDR
Exons: 4
Coding region: 1-690 (229 amino acids)
Biological process (GO): protein phosphorylation
Cellular component (GO): membrane
Molecular function (GO): protein tyrosine kinase activity; ATP binding
Source: RefSeq, a predicted model, not a curated record
AUGUUCCAGCUCAGCCUCUGUAGCUUCUUCUACAUCGCCGACGACUCUUUUACUCCGACGACGGAGGCUGAGCUCUCCGAAUACGACGCCUUCGUCCCUUUCGAUCUGUCCUCCGUCAUCAUUAGCACGGUCUGCUCCACAAUCUCCUCGUCCGUGCUCGCCCUACUCGACCAGCACUUUCGGCUACUCACCGACCCGACCCGACCCGGCGUGGCGCGGCCCAAAUUCUGUAGUCUUGGUUGUGAGUGCAGACUGGAUAUUGCUGUUGAUGUGGCUUCUGCACUGUGUUAUCUCCAUGGUCAUUGCGAACCACAAAUCAUUCACCGCGACUUGAAGCCGAGCAAUGUUCUUCUUGACAAUGACAUGGUUGCUCGUGUCAGUGAUUUUGGGUUAGCAAGGCUCAUCCCACCGACCGCAGAUUCUUCUGAAAUUCAAAGUAGCACAGGUGGGGUAAAGGGAACAAUUGGCUAUGCUGCUCCAGAGUAUGCAGCUUGUAUAGAGCCAUCAAAGCAAGGGGACAUGGCCAUACCGGGAAGACUAAUGCAGAUUGUGGAUACCACUCUUCUCGCUACUUUAGAAGAGACAGCACCUGCAACAGGGGAAAAUGAAGUGAACUGCAUCAUUGGUUACAGAAAUGAUGAAAUUGAAGCAGAUGAAGAAAGAUUGACGGUGACAAUUUUAGCAAGAUGA